Messenger RNA from Lampris incognitus (smalleye Pacific opah), 1973 nucleotides. It is a transcript of the gene sp8a, whose product is annotated as sp8 transcription factor a. Lineage: Eukaryota; Metazoa; Chordata; Actinopteri; Lampriformes; Lampridae. Gene Ontology annotation, biological process: regulation of transcription by RNA polymerase II. Bases 86 to 1456 code for a protein of 456 amino acids. The record is from RefSeq and is a predicted model, not a curated record. Gene Ontology annotation, molecular function: DNA-binding transcription factor activity, RNA polymerase II-specific; RNA polymerase II cis-regulatory region sequence-specific DNA binding. The transcript has 2 exons.
CGCACACACGCACACACACACACACACACACACACACGCAUACACACACGCACCCCGCAGAGCACAGGGACGCCCGCCACACGCCAUGGCUGCGACGCUGCUCGGGGAGGAACCACGACUUGGCAGCACCCCCUUGGCAAUGCUGGCCGCUACCUGCAGCAGAAUCGGUGACCCCACGUCCUCCUCCUCCUCCUCCCCCGCUCUCUCAGACGGAGCCGCAGGACUCUCCAAAGGUUUCCAUCCGUGGAGAAGAGCCGGCUCGGGUCAUCCCGGUCUGGGCGCUGGUUUCGCCUCCCUAGGUGUUCACCCCGGGACCUCGUCCAGGAGUAACGGGGCCGGAUCGGACCCCUCUAAUUGUACCGCUAUCUCCAGCGCUUUCUCCGUGACCACAUGCUCCCCGUUUGGAAAUGAUUUUUCGGUGUACCAGACGGCGAUGUCGCCGGACAACGGCGCCACCGAGCACACGCACGGGCAGCGGUCCAUGUUUUUGUCCAAAUUCCCGUCCGCGGCUGUCGACGGCGUGCCGGGGAUUUAUCCGAGGAUGGCCGCGCAUCACUAUGAGUCGUGGUUCAAACCCGUGGGAGAGGUGGGUAACGUCCCCGGCGGAGCGUCUGCGUGGUGGGAUGUGGGUGCCGGCUGGGUGGACGCGCAGAGCCCGGGCGUGUUGCCCUACAGCGCCGACUACAGCUCGAUGUCCCACAGCCACGCCGCUUUCAGCCCGGCACCCUCUCAACACGUCUUCCCCGCCGCGCAGCACCUUUUGGACGGCUUCCGGCCGUCCGCGUCCCAUGCAGACUCCACCGCGGCCGCUCCAACUGCGCUGACCGGAAAGCCCACCGUCUCCCUGCCAUCUUCCUCCCGCUCCUCCUCUUCCUCCCGCUCUUCCUCCUCUACCACCACCACCUCCACCACCACCACCACCACCUCCUCGUCGAGGCGCUACACCGGCAGGGCCACGUGUGACUGCCCCAACUGCCAGGAGGCGGACAGGCUGGGGCCGGGGGGCACCAGCCCGCGGCGGAGGGGCUUGCACAGCUGUCACAUCCCGGGCUGCGGCAAGGUGUACGGUAAAACGUCCCACCUGAAGGCGCACCUGCGCUGGCACACCGGGGAGAGGCCGUUCGUCUGCAACUGGCUCUUCUGCGGGAAGCGCUUCACGCGGUCCGACGAGCUCCAGCGGCACCUGCGCACACAUACCGGGGAGAAGCGCUUCGAGUGCGCGGUGUGCCGGAAGCGGUUCAUGCGCUCCGACCACCUCAGCAAGCACGUGAGGACGCACGGCGCCGAGGACGGCGGGGAGCCGGGGGGGCCCGGCAAGGGCGGCAGCGACACGGACAACAGCGGCACCGGAAGCCCCAGCCGCUCCCCCGGCUUGCUGCUGCGGCGAGCGCCGGAGACGGCGGCCGACAACAACAACGACGACGACGACGACGACGGACGCGAUUCGGGGGAAUGAUGAACCAGUCUGAGCCCGGCUGUUUACACACGUGGAGGGGGGGAAGCCGCUGCUGCUUCCCUCCUGGACGCUUAAACAAGGAACUGGCACUUUAUUGCUGUACAGUGUUUCUUUAUACCUCAUCUUCAUCGGUGAUAUGUGAUGUCUUCAGAGAUGCUUGACUUGGGCUUAUAUAUCCCACCAAACACGUGUCUUUGUUGAUCUUUUUGUUUUUCUUAUGUGAGUAAACCCCACUUUCAUCCCCAGAAUGGAGAGCUCUUCGAGUCGCACUUCGAAUUCAUAUUUAAGGGCAUCUUUCUCUUGUUAAAAGUCUUCGGUUGAAAAAUGUUGUCCCUAAACUUAACUGAGCAUAUAGCCGAUCCUGUUUGUUUGUUUUUUAAAUUGAAUUAAUAAAAUUGGAAAUAUCUGGGCAAUGUCUUGUUUUAUGGCUUGCUUCUAGUGACGAGCUUCUUUAUCGUUUGUUCAUUUUUAUUUCUUAUUUUUUUUGAUUUAACGAAUUUGGUGUCCGAGCUAAAAU